AAAAAAAAAGGAAAGAAGAAGAAGAAGAAGAGCUUUUUGUGUUAAAGAGAGAGUUUUCCUAUCUUCCCCCAUGCCUCCUCCCCUCCCUCAUCUUCUUCAUCUUCCCCUCUCCCUUCUCCCAGAUCCUCUCUCCAUCAACCAUUACUACCUACCUCUGACUUUUUUCUUAAAUCCACUAUGAGGAGAGGAAGAGGCUCUCCCGCCGUCGCCGGACCAACCGCCGUCUCCACCGUUAUCAACGGAUCUGUUAAAGAAACACAACAACGUUUCAGAGGCGUUCGGAAGAGACCUUGGGGACGUUUCGCCGCCGAAAUCCGUGAUCCAUGGAAAAAAUCACGUGUUUGGUUAGGUACUUUCGAUUCCGCCGAAGAAGCCGCACGCGCAUACGACUCCGCCGCUCGUAACCUCCGUGGUCCCAAAGCCAAAACCAAUUUCCCAAUCGAUCCUUCCCCUCCUUCUCCCAAUCUCCGGUUCGCAGCUUUCCCUACUACCGUAAACCAAAACCAAAACCAAGUCGAUCCGUUCAUGGACCACCGGUUAUACCCCGGAGAUAAUAAUAAUAAUAAUAAUAACCAACAGUUUCAUCCCGUUGUUAACCGGCCGACUUGUAGCAGCAUGAGCAGCACAGUCGAAUCGUUUAGCGGACCGAGACCAACGGCGGCGAAACCGGUGACGACGGCUGCGAAAAGGUAUCCUAGAACUCCGCCUGUAGUACCUGAGGAUUGUCACAGCGACUGCGAUUCGUCUUCGUCUGUUAUCGACGACGACGAUAUCGCUUCGUCGUCUAGGCGGAGGAAUCCGCCGUUUCAGUUCGAUCUUAAUUUUCCACCGUUGGAUGAGUUCAAUGGUUCUGAUGAUCUUCACUGUACCGAUCUACGUCUCUAGAUGAAUUUGGUAACUCAAAAUCAAAAGUUCACAGAUCCGUUUGAUCGAUUUGAUUUAAUUGAAGAAGAAAAAAAAGAAGUUCGUUUUCUAAUUUUUUUUUUUUUUAGAAAAAAAAGAUUUUCUUUUUUAGUUUUGUGUUUCGUUGAAGUCGAGAAAUAGAAAGACAAAGAAACGACGAAGAAGAAGAUAGAAGAUGGUGAUGGAACUUGAGCUUGCGCUGUGUUCUUCUACUUCUGUGAUGAUGAUAUAUUAUUGUAAGAGUAUUAUUGUUAUUACUACUGCCAUUAAAAAACUUCUUUGAGCUCUUCAUUGUUCGAAUCAAGAAUUUAUGGGUUUUGUUCUAAAGAUCAGCCGGUUCUUGUUUAAAAUCUCAUGUAUGUUUGAAGUUUUUUCACAUUAGUUGUGUGUGGGAUUAAACUUAAAAGAAAGACAAGUGAAUCUUGUUUUAUGAACUUGGUUCAUGUGUUGUAUCUUAACCCCUUAGAAAGUUAUGUUCUGUAUUAAUGAGCAAU
Camelina sativa (false flax) is the source of this 1397-nucleotide messenger RNA. The record is from RefSeq and is a predicted model, not a curated record. Lineage: Eukaryota; Viridiplantae; Streptophyta; Magnoliopsida; Brassicales; Brassicaceae.